GUGUGGGUCGGCGUGGACGAGAUUGAACGCGAAAGUCAACGAACUCUCCGAGCAUAUGUGGGAGAAGACUGUUAAGAUAUUGACGAACGACAUUUCACGCGGAAAGGAAACGAAUCCUAUACAGUGUGUCAACGGAUACGAUUCUGAGGACAAGCCGACGGACUUUCUUUAUGUAACGGAGAAUUGUUUCACGAGCAACAUCAAUGUGGACCGCACCAUUAUAUCAUUGCAGUCUUGUCGAUGCGAGGAUAACUGCAGUUCCGAAAAGUGUUUAUGCGGAAAUAUAAGCCUGCGAUGUUGGUACGAUGAGGAGGGAAAGACAGUAUAAAAAAAGAAAAAAUGAAUUCCAACGAUAGAAUCAAUCAGGCUUUACAGCCAACAUAUUCAACUCCUCAUCCAAAAAAACAGCGAUUAGUAUCCAAACAAUUAUCAAUAUCUAAGCAUACGAAAGCGCUGGCAGCUAACGAGGAGAUUGAUUUAGCAUUAGCUAAAUUUUUUUUUGGGUGUAACAUUUCAUUUAACGUUGUUGAAUCACAAUAUUUUAAAAACUUUGUGAAACUGUUACUUCCAACAUACAAACCUCCAACAAGGAAAAAACUUUCUACAAAUCUGCUCGACAAGGUUUACCAGACUCUAUUGGCUGAAAGGGUCUCAUCUCUUGGAUCCGAUGGCGUUCUAUUGAUUGAUGGAUGGAAAAAUUCAUCAGCUAAUACGAAAAAUGUUGUAUGCACAAUUCACACAGUAAACUCCAAGUGCAUAUUCCUUAAAUCCUGGGAUUUAACCGGAUUGAAAGAAACUGGUGAUCAACUCAAAGAAAUCGUCGACGAAGGAAAGAAAUUAGCAAAAGAAAAGUUCAAUAUCACUACAUAUGCUGUGGUUUCAGAUAAUGCAUCGGCAAUGAUAUCGAUGGGAAAAAAAGUAGACAUUUGGCACACUACUUGUCACAGCCACAGUGGCAAUCUGUUAGCAAAGGCCUUUGUGCCAGAGACAUUUGCGAAGGAAGUAAAUAACCUUUUGCGAGCAUUUAAGACACCAGGUGCAGAAUAUGAAUUAAAGCAACAAGGAGGUUCCAGAAUUAUUUUAGCAUGUGAUACAAGGUGGUGUAGCUACAGAGAUGCAUUCAGAUGCCUGCUACAAAAUUUAUGUCUGAUGCAAACAUUAGUUGCUAAGAAAAAGGUUCAACUAGAUAGUAAAAGCGAAAAUCUACUGAAGGAUCCCUCAUUUGCGAUGCAAUUACAAGAUUUUAUCUUGAUUUUUGACCCAAUAUGUCAAUUGAUAAAUGUCUGUCAGCAAUCUAAUUGCAGUAUAGCCGAGGGGUGUGAAGAAUGGUUAAAAUUACAAAUUCCGACAGUUAAUGAUGAAAUGCAACAAAAGUUAGAUAACCGACUGAAUAAAGUUUUAACACCAAUUGUGUUGACUUCGAACUUUUUACAUCCUCAGUACCGGGCCAAACGAUUUUUACACGAUGAACAAAAAAUGAAAAUGGUUUUUGACUUUUUGAAACAAGAAUUGAAUUUACAAUUUAUUACUGAUGAACCGGGAUUGGAUUCAUAUCAGAAGAAUCUUGGUAUUUUUGAAAAAUUGCAGAAGCGAAAUAUUACAUUACCGGAAACGUUUUGGAUCACAGCUGAACCAUUCUGUCCUCACCUAUCAUCGCUUGCUCAGAGAUUACUAAAAAUUCCGGCUGCUUCAGCGCAACUUGAACGACUCUUUUCUUUCUGGGCCUUUGUUCAUUCAGAUUUGCGUAAUCGUCUUACUGUUGACCGGUCUAUGAAAUUGGUUGAUAUUUAUUACACUUUAAAAAUGAAUGAAUAUUUUGAUGAUUAUUACGAUGAUUUGGUAGAAUCAGAUUAAUAUCUCUAUACAUAUAUUUAAAUAUAUAGCAUUUGUUUAAAAAACUGAGAAUUACUUUUAAGUUCUAUACAGAGACAAAGACUAAAUCAAUGUUUUUCAAAAAUACAUUAUAUUUUAUUUAAAACAGUUUGUACUAUUAUUUUUUCCAGUCUCACAACAAUUAUUUAUUAAGAUCAUGUAAUUAAC
Vollenhovia emeryi is the source of this 2040-nucleotide messenger RNA. RefSeq lists its product as uncharacterized. The record is from RefSeq and is a predicted model, not a curated record. The transcript has 3 exons. NCBI's taxonomy places the organism in Eukaryota, Metazoa, Arthropoda, Insecta, Hymenoptera, Formicidae. The coding region runs from base 340 to 1854 and encodes 504 amino acids. Gene Ontology annotation, molecular function: protein dimerization activity.